AAACCUAAUUCCAGUUCCAUUAUAUUGAAUGGUGCAUAAAAUGCGCAUUUUGGUGGCGCACAUCUGGCAACCCUGACUGCCUCAUACACGCAAAUAUGGCGGACGAUAAGGACCCUUUUAGACCGCUGAAGGAUCUAACUCUGCUUAAAGGUCAGCUGGAGGACAUUCGGAGGCGAGUGGAGAGUGAGGUGCAGGAUGGAGGUCCCCAGAAUGGAAGGGUUCUGGGCUCUCCCUUGCUCAAGGGCUUCCUGGCUGGAUAUGUCGUAGCGAAACUGCGUUCGUCAGCCAUCAUGGGCGUCCUCGUAGGAACUUGCACAGGCAUCUACGCUGUGCAGAACUAUAACAUGCCCAACAUCGAGCAGACCAUCAAGGGCUUUUUCAACUCUUUUACAAAAAGCAAAUAGAGACACUGGCAAAGAAUGGGCAAUCUGAAAAUUCCUUCCUGGAAGUACUGCAUCUGGCACAAAUGUACGGUUUUCAAUGUGUAAAACCUUUUAAAGAGACGUUACCAGGUUGCCAUUAUGAAAAGAACAUACACUUGAACUCAGGGCUGAGUUUUCCUAAAUAGAUGUAACUCAAUAAUCAUCAGUUUAUAUAAUAAAUAUAAUUUAUCAUUUUAUGAUUCUCAAGAUUUUCGAACAUUCCAGUCAUUCUCUGUUGAAAUUCGCACUGCAGGCUGGUUGAAUUAUUCACAGCAUCUACCAUGUCACUAGUGUCCAAUUACAGCCCAGUCGGCACUGAUUCGAGCCUCUCCGUGUAGCCGAUGCGGGUGAUGACCAGGCACUUGGUGCUGUGCGCAAGCAUUCCUGCCUUUCUGAUGCUGGAAGCACAUUUGCACAUUAGCCCUACUGGGUGGAUAUGUUGUAUUAAUAAAUGGGAGAUAAAUAAACGUUUUUUGAAAAUAUCAUCAGGGUUCGAAGCGGUUGACUGCUAUGCAGUUGGAUUCAAAUCGCUGACAAUGUAUACGUUUUAUCCAGUGCAAAAAAAAAGUGUUCUGAUUUUAAGUGCCAUUUCAUCUCUUUUUUUCUUUUUCUGUUUUAUAGACCAAUGUGAACACUUUUCUGAUGUUCUGCCCUGUUGUGAAUGUAUUGUUCUUUUUGCCAAAUUGUGUUACAAACUUUUCCGGCAUGUAAUUUCUGCUACAUUUGUGGGUUUUUUUUUUAUAUAUAUAUAUAUAUACAUUAUAAUUUUUUUUGUAAUUUGACCUUAUUCAUAUAAAUAAAUUCAUUUAAAUACUU
Messenger RNA from Silurus meridionalis, 1238 nucleotides. Its product is annotated as SLC35A4 upstream open reading frame protein. The record is from RefSeq and is a predicted model, not a curated record. Bases 96 to 404 code for a protein of 102 amino acids. Lineage: Eukaryota; Metazoa; Chordata; Actinopteri; Siluriformes; Siluridae. The transcript is spliced from 3 exons.